UAUUUGCUUGUGUUUAUUUUGCCUAUUGUUGUUCAAGUUCUGUCUAUCUGGUGUUUGUUAAAUAGCUUCAAUAAUACACAUACUGAAAAGAAGAAGAAGAAGAAGAAGAAACUUCUCUUUUAUCAUUGUUGUAGGAAGCAAUCUUUUGUUUGGGGACUGAAUCUGCAGAAAUAAUGGAAGUAGUCGAGACCCCGUCAUAUCCGACUUCCUUUAAGGUGCAUUGCAUGAUGUGCACAGAACUUCGCAAGUUUGUUGAUAGAAUUACAAAGAUAUUUCCGGAUAUCGAAGCUGCUCGACCGAGAUGUUCCUCAGGAAUAAAGGCACUGUGCUCACUGAACGGUGCAAUCGACAGAGCAAAGUUACUUCUUCAAUACUGCAGUGAAUCCAGCAAACUCUAUCUGGCAAUAAGAACCGAUGCCAUAGUCUCAAGAUGUCGAAAAACGAAGAAUUUGUUGGAACAAUGUUUAUGCCAUAUUCAGAGUAUGGUUCCGGUUAAGUUGGCUGAUGAGAUCUCUCAAAUUGUUGGUGAUCUCCGAGCUGCAAAUUUUUUCCCAGAUAAAUUUGAAGAAGAGGCCGGGAAAGUUGUACGUGAAUUACUCCAGCGAAGAGCUGCGGCUCCGGAUUCAAUCGAAUAUGCUGAAAUGAAAGCUCUUCAAACUGCAGCAUCAAGACUUCAUAUCACUUCUCCGAAAGCCAUCUCGAUAGAGAAAGAAUCUAUAAAGAAGUUGCUUGAAAAAAUCAGUGACGGUGAUCAACAAAAGAAGAAGAUCUUGAAAUAUCUUCUAUAUAUGUUAAGUAAGUAUCCUAACUUGAUUAUCGGAGUGCAAACAGACAACACUAGAGAUCGGAAUGAAGGAGCCUUUGCAGCGCAUACUCGCUCAGCUGAUGUCAAAUCUCAUUCGGAGUAUAAGCAGUAUGAUGCUAGAGCAGAAACGUCAAAUCGAGCUACAAUACCUCCCGAGGAAUUCAAGUGCCCCUUAUCUUCAAGAUUGAUGUAUGAUCCUGUUGUCAUUGCUUCUGGACAAACAUUUGAAAGGACUUGGAUCCAGAAAUGGUUUGAUGAUGGUAACGAAACGUGCCCCAAGACCGAGAUGAAACUGGACCAUCUUUCAUUGACCCCAAAUGCUUCCUUGAAGGUUCUGGUCACAGAAUGGUGUAGGAAAUAUGGAAUCACCAUGCAGGACACAAGCAUGCAACCGGACGUCCUUCCUUCAUUGGAAAAUUCUUCCACUUCCAUAUCUACUUUUGGCAGUUCUAUGAAUGAUCUGCGCUUUCUAUUAGACAUCAGCAACAAAUCACUUGGAUCUUUAGAUACUAGUUAUACUUCGGAUGGAUCUCGGAACAGGACUGAAGAUGGCUCUAGUUUGAUGCCUGAGAAGACCAGUGAUGAUCUUAGGCGAUAUCGAUCUCUCAGAAAAACAGCCGAGACCGAGUUGGAGUGUCUUUCUGGCCUUGCCAAGAUGAUUGAAGACAUUAAAAACCAUUUGAAAUGUGUUGAUCUAGACUGUCUUCAUUUGUCGUCUAAAAAUUUCAUUGAACCCCUAAUUAGAUUUUUGAGCAGUGCUGAUGAUUUGCAUGAUAUAAGAGCCCGGAGAGCUGGAUUUCAGUUGUUAUCAACACUUCUGAGCAAAAACAGGAAUGGCACACGAUACUUAAGUGAAGAUGCAUACUGUAUGCUGUCAUCGUUUAUUGGCUCUGAAGUAACUCGAGAGGUUCUUGACAUUAUGUUAGUAUUGUCUGAACACAGCAGUUGUGGAUCUAAGAUAUAUGCAUCGGGUGCUCUUGUUUCCAUGUUAAACAUGCUCGAAUUGAACAUCAAAGUUUUCCAGGAACAAAUCCUCGAAAUUUUGCGUAAUCUGUCCUCAAGCACCGAUAUUUGUUCCGAACUGGUGUUUUUGGAGUGCAUCCCGAAGCUUGUUCCAUACUUACAAGACACAACACUCGCAAGGCACUGCAUAGUGCUGUUGAGAAACUUGUGCAGUAUCCAAGAAGCUAGGACUUGGAUCACUCAAACAUCUGGCUGCAUUGCUUCUAUCGCUACGUUACUCGAGGCCGGCGAUCACGAGAAUCAAGAGCAUGCACUGGCUAUUCUCCUUACAUUGUGCUCGGAAAGUAUCGGAUACUGUCACUUAGUGAUGGAUGAGUGUAGUAUAUUUCCUCUCCUUUUUUUCAUAUCUGCUAAUGGAAGUGAAAAAGGAAAGGCGAGUGCAAUGGAAUUGCUUCGGCAACUUAGGGAUACCAAACAUGAUAAUGGCGAUGAUGAUGAACAUGAAUGCUCUAACUCCAACAACAUCGAAUCCGAAGAAUGCUCUAACUCCAACAACAUCAAAUCCGAAGAAUGCUCUAACUCCAACAACAUCGAAUCCGAAGAUGCUAACGUUUAUUCGAAAGACAAGAUGUCCUGUAAUACAUUGUUUGGAGUGAAAUUACCAAAGUUCUCAAGAACCAGUGCACCUAAAAAGAAGAAAUGAAACUAGGAUUUUCCUGCUCUGACAAUGUUAUGGUUAACAAAAAUUUGCCAGGGGGUGAUUUGCUUUUG
This is a messenger RNA of Hibiscus syriacus, 2539 nucleotides long. RefSeq names its product U-box domain-containing protein 5-like. The transcript is spliced from 6 exons. The record is from RefSeq and is a predicted model, not a curated record. Bases 174 to 2471 code for a protein of 765 amino acids. Gene Ontology annotation, biological process: protein ubiquitination. Gene Ontology annotation, molecular function: ubiquitin-protein transferase activity. Gene Ontology annotation, cellular component: cytoplasm; nucleus. Lineage: Eukaryota; Viridiplantae; Streptophyta; Magnoliopsida; Malvales; Malvaceae.